Messenger RNA from Cylindrotheca closterium, 585 nucleotides. Lineage: Eukaryota; Bacillariophyta; Bacillariophyceae; Bacillariales; Bacillariaceae. The record is from the annotation of a GenBank genome assembly.
AUGGGCCGUCCGAAAGGAAGUAAGAACAAAAAAUGCAAUAAAAAGGCUGGAGGCGACCAGAAGUCAAAGAAAUUUCAAACUGCAAAGGAGGAGAAAGCUAAGAGAAGCCAUGAGUACUUCCUCUCAUGGCAACAUCAAAAUGAUUCAUCCUCUGUGAAGUCACCACACCCUAUGGAGGAAGCAAUUUUCAAGAUUUCAAAAGAACUGAUGGCAGAGGUUUUUGACCAUUUGUCAAAACCAAAAGGGAAAUUUGUCCAAGGCACUGUUGAUUUUACAAGUGGGAAUGCUUGGGAAGUGAAAUAUGAUGAGGACAAUGACGGGUCUGCAAAUGGAAUUGGGGACUACAGAAUUGGUGCAUCAAGUGAUGAUGACAAAUCAUCAGCUUCAUCGACAAGGUAUUGCCAGUCGUACACACCAAGCCAAGGGAUGCCUUUGUACAACUACUUAAUGGAAGUACAAGGCAAAAUUGUUGAUGACAAAAACUGUAAACAACAAAAGUUCAUCCAUCCAAGUAAAUCACCACUGGCAUCCGGUCUGGGGAAAUCUCCCAAUCCAAGCAACUUCUACAAAGAUGUUGUGGUUUGA